AUGGGCGGCCUCAAGCUCGAGUACAGCCCGAGCGCCAAGUAUUCCGGCGACUCGGUCGCCGACUCGGCCCGCAUGGACGAAAUCAUUCGCGAAAUCCACUCGACCAUGGUCACGGAGCUCGGCAUGAUUGAAUCGCUCGUGCCCUUCACGGGCAGCGACGAGGCCUUCGACGCGCACCCGUGCCAAUGCAAGAGUGCGACGGUCUUCCACACCAAAGACCACGGCAAGGCGUCGCGCCUGCUCGUAAUCGUGCCAUACCGUGAGGCCGGUGUCUGGAGCCGAAGCAUCUGCAUGAACACGAACGGCGACGAAGAGGCCGGCACGAUGCUCUCGUACCUCCGGAAGGCCAUCGCCGAGGGCUACGGCGUGCUCAUCAUGAACCCUGCGGCGCAGGCGUGCCACUCGAAGCAGCAUGUGGGCACGGUCUGGGACUACUUUGUGAAGCCGUACGACUGCGACCUCUUCAUCCUCGCCUUCUCGCGCGGGUGCCAAAACGUCAUGCAGCUCCUCAACCACGACAAUGGCCGCGGCGGCAUGCAGCACCGACUGCGCGCGCUCGCGCUCAUUGAGCCGAGCCACUACGUCGGCGACUCGGACACGUACUUUGCGCGGCGCAUGUUGUCGCGGCGCGCGGUCGCCUGGCUCUUGUCGAUCGAGACGCCGGCGGGUGGGCAGAUCACGUCGACGGAGCGUCGUCACGGCUGCAUUUGCGUCUCGGCGGGCGCGAUUCCGUCCAACGUGCUCGGGUCGUCGGGCGGCUGGGCGCUGCGCGCGGUCAUGACGUCGGUCUUUGGCGUCUUUGCCGCGCGCUGCGGCCAGGCCAGUGGGAUCACCAAGUUUACGCCCAGCGACAAGAACAAGUGGGGCGGGUGCGGCUUGUGCCACCGCAAGAUGGGGCUCCUCACGCGCAAAAUGCAGUGCGCAUGGUGCGAGGUCAAGUACUGCGCCAACUGCUGCGAGGACAAGCAAGCACCAACCUUUGGUCUUUGGGGCGUCUGCAAAAUGUGCCAAUUGCUCCCGUGCCUCAUCGACCCGCGCAAGAAGGCGAGCGCUUCGAGCGCGCCGGCGUCGCUCACGCAAAUGAACGACGCCGACCUCAUCGACCGUUGCUCGAUCUUCAUCCACCCGGACAAGGUCGACGAUCUCUGCCUCUCGGACUUUGAGAUUGUCAAGUUUAUCGGUCGCGGCGCCUGUGGCCGCGUCAAGCUCGUGCGCAAGAAGAACGGCGCGGACGAAGGCAGCUUUUACGCCAUGAAGUCGAUCAAGAAGCGUCUCGUCGUCGCGCGCGGCCUCGUCGAAGCCACGAACGCCGAGCGCCGGAUCCUCGACCGCAUCAAGCACCCGUUCAUCGCGACGCUCUGCUAUGCGUUCCAGAACGACGCCAAGCUGUACCUGCUCUCGCACUACUACCCGGGCGGCAACCUCUUGGACCAAAUGCGCAUCGUACGCCACUUCACCGAGGAGCGAGCACGCUUGUAUGCGGCCGAGGUGACGCUCGCACUCGGCCACUUGCACGCCAACGACAUCAUCUACCGCGACCUGAAGCUCGAGAACGUGCUCUGCGACUCGGAGGGCCACGUCGCGCUCACGGACUUUGGCAUGUCGAAGGAGAACGUCAAGGCCGACGAGCGCACGUCGACGUUUGUCGGCACGUACCAGAUGAUGGCGCCCGACAUUUUGACCAACAAGCCGUACACGCGUGCGAUCGACUGGUGGGCCCUUGGCGUCAUGGUGUUCGAGAUGAUUGACGGCCGCACGCCGUUCAACGCCAAGAACAACAAACUCAUCAAGGAGAAGAUUAUGACCUUUGAAGUGCCCUUCUCGGACCGCUUCUCGGCGGACGCAAAGAGCUUUGUCCAAGGCCUCUUGCAAAAGAAGCCCGAAGACCGCCUCGGCUGCGGCCCCGACGGCGUCGACGAGAUCAAGCGCCACCCGUGGUUCGCGUCCGUCGACUGGCCGCGUGUGUUUGCGCGCCAAGCGACCUUCUCGGCCGACCAAGCGCUCCUCAUGAAGACGUACGCCAAGGAGUACGUCACGGUGGACGUCUUUGACACGUACAUGCACGCGAACGAGGUCGCGUGUGAUACGCCGACGUCGGUGCGCGGCUCGGUCGGCACAACCACAGACCUCUUUGGCGACUUCAACUACAACCACCUUGACGUCGCCGCCAACGGUCUCGACAUGGACGACGACGACGCGCACGAUCACUUUGUGCUGCCGUUGGACCGGAAGGCCGACCCGGACUUUGACAUCCAUCUGCUCCGACCGAUGACGAGCGACGACCUGAGCCGCAACAACUCGAGCAGCACGAUCGUGGCCUCGGACGAAGGCGACGACCACGCCGGCGCGUCGCCCGUGUCGUCGUCGGACUCUGGCAGCCUCACCGAGUCGCUCCUCGCGGUCAACGCGAUGCCGACGACGCCGGAACUGUAG
Saprolegnia parasitica CBS 223.65 is the source of this 2433-nucleotide messenger RNA. Its product is annotated as AGC protein kinase. The record is from RefSeq and is a predicted model, not a curated record. The transcript is spliced from 2 exons. Gene Ontology annotation, biological process: protein phosphorylation. The coding region runs from base 1 to 2433 and encodes 810 amino acids. Lineage: Eukaryota; Oomycota; Saprolegniomycetes; Saprolegniales; Saprolegniaceae. Gene Ontology annotation, molecular function: ATP binding; protein serine/threonine kinase activity.